This is a messenger RNA of Cylicostephanus goldi, 497 nucleotides long. The record is from the annotation of a GenBank genome assembly. NCBI's taxonomy places the organism in Eukaryota, Metazoa, Nematoda, Chromadorea, Rhabditida, Strongylidae.
AUGAUUUCUCUAUCAUUGGACCGCAGAAACUUACACCUUUACAUCGAGUACCCAAAUACACUCGUACUUACGGCUCCCCCGUUUUUGUGUACUGCAAAAGAUCUUCCUGAUAUUGUUUUCACUGCAAAUGCUGGAAUUGUACGAGAAAAGAAAGUCUAUCUUGCAAAUUUCACAAAUGAACAACGUAAACCCGAAUGGAAAAUCAAUGAAAAGUGGUUUAAAGAAAAUGGAUUCACGACGUUUUUCAACCCAGAGCUUGCGCACGAAGGUACCGGUGAUGCACUUUGGAUCAACCAUGGUAAGGUACUAUUGGCUGGUAUUGGUCCUCGGUCGGAUCCACGAGCUCUGGACGAUAUAAAAAACAAGCUGAAAUCGGACGGCGACGAUUUCAUGGUAUUAGCUGUAAAGCUAAUUGAUCCACGGUCUGUGCCAUCCAACUUUAAUUUUCAACCUCUUUCCUCACACCUUUUUGGAGCCAAGUAUGGCUUAUUUUAGUC